Bombina bombina (fire-bellied toad) is the source of this 4470-nucleotide messenger RNA. RefSeq lists its product as uncharacterized. The record is from RefSeq and is a predicted model, not a curated record. Gene Ontology annotation, molecular function: protein binding. Lineage: Eukaryota; Metazoa; Chordata; Amphibia; Anura; Bombinatoridae. Gene Ontology annotation, cellular component: nucleus. The coding region runs from base 87 to 2864 and encodes 925 amino acids. The transcript is spliced from 15 exons. Gene Ontology annotation, biological process: regulation of gene expression.
CGCAAAUCAAAGAGAGCAGUCUCCAAGCCUAUUGUGGCUAAGGUAACACACAACACCUUGCUGCAGGGCAAACAGGAGCAAAGGAGAUGGGCUGCAACAUUCCCCCCAGUGACAUUAUCCCCGCGGUGGCCGCCAGGCUACAAUACUAUGUCGAAAUUCAGAGAAAAGAGGCUGGCUUUGAUCUUUCUGGAAUCCAAGGGAAUAAAAAAGAAAAGUAUAGAUUGUAUCAAUAUUCUCAGGCCCAGGGAGUUCAUCACACACAGAGAUUUAAGAAGAACUUUCUGGAUAACCAGAUGGAAGCGGCACUACGAUCAUACGCUGGAAAAUCUCGUAGAGGCCAGGAUAAAACACUGGAAAUAAACCCAGAGCAGAAGAAGCACACGCAGAACCGAAUCAGAAAGAAGAUGUCAUCCUUAGCUAUUUCUGACAAGAUGAAUAACAGCAAUGUCUGUCUUAGGAGACAAACUGUCAAACAAAGGUUGCUGAAUGACCGGGGGAGCAUCUCGUCAGAUCGUACACAAAUCUCUGCACCUCAAGUAUCAUAUAAAGAAUUCCGAAGACUUAUUUCCACAGCCGCAAACCUCAUUGUAGCCACUACUUCAGAUGAAAAUAAACAGAAUUCUUCUGACUUGCAUAAAAAAGAUCUUUGUUCUCCAAGUUGGAAUUAUUAUGAAAAGCUAAUUUUACCAUAUAUUCCUUUCCCACAACACAGAGUUUAUAACAGUUUGAAGGAACAGAAAGCCCAGUCCCAGUCACCUGAAAGUGUGAAGAUUACUUCCUCUUUGCACGAAUCCUUUACCAUUUCUGAACCAGUAUCACUAGAUGAGACGGAUCACAGGGAAGAUAUGGAUCUUACCUGCAAAAUGAAUGAGACGUUUAUACAGGAGUCGGAAAUCAGUGUGGCAAACAAAGAAGAGGAAAAUUAUGAAAUAAGGGUUUACACCGGGUCCAGCACCGAAGCAAAUGUGAAGCAAAUUCUCAAUAUAACAUUAGUUGGUAGCAAUGGACAAUCUAGAAAACUUUCUCUUGAAACGUCAUCAACGAAUCCUGUACCGUUUUGUUCUGGACAGACUGAUAUUUUUAAGAUGAAGACCAAAGAUGUUGGAGUCUUGGAGCAAGUAAUAGUAGGAAUGAAAAGAAAAAGUGCAGGCUUCAAAUGCUAUUGUGAGGAUAUAAUUGUGAAGAAGGGCAGUCCCACAGCUGAGGUGUAUGUGUUCCCUUUUAAUAGAUGGCUGUCCUCAAACCAGACGGUACUGCAAGUGUUGCCUCACAUUCCGGAAGAUACUAAUGUAGUGAACAAACCACAUAUACAGUCACAAGAUAAGCAGCAAAUGAAAAUAAAAAGUAUAGAGAAGUCUUCUCUUGUAGACAGUAAUGUGGAUGACCAUGGAAAGGUACCUUCUCCUUCUCAAUUAUUGGAGGAAGCACAGCUAUUAAUGUACCCUGACCCUGAAGAAACAAUAACUUGUAAGGAAGUGGAACUUGAUAAAGAAUUAGCAUCAGUGAAUUCUAAAAUAAAUGUCAUUAAGGAAAGUGGCUUGAGUAUAGAUAAAUUAGUGCCAGAAAACUCAGCUGCAGCAACAAACAGCUUGACAAAUUCUGAAAAGCCGUUCACGAACACUGAAAUCCCUGUUGAAACGAAAAUUGAUAUUUCUUUAGAAAAACAUGCACAAGAACCUAGUCAACUGGAUGGUUCACAGUUUGAGGAAGUAACUAAUGGAGAUGCUUCCUACAAACCCUCAUUGGAGGAAAAUGAAAACAAAAAUAGAAUAAUAAACAAGAGCUCUCAUACAGCCAAAUCUGAGCUGAUCCAGAAGAAAAUCCAGAGAGAUGUAUCCAAGCAUAAAAAAGCGAGCAGUCCUCCUCCUUAUGUGUUCUUUUCAAAUGGAGUAAAGAAGUCUACCGAUGUUGGUGAAGAGCAGUCAGAAGGAAAUAGCACAGGUGACUCAAUAAAACCAAACAAAAUACAAUCUGAUAUAGCAACACCUGUCGGCAUAGAUCAGAGAGCCUCAUCUGCAAUAAACAACGAAGGGAACCGUAAUGCUUCACAGCUCUUCUUAUUACAGCAAAUUCUACUAGAGCCCAUGGACAGUUCAUCUGCUAGGUCAUUAGGUGCGGAGUCACAGGAUAGCUGUAGAGGUUUGGAAAACAUGGAAACAAAGGACAGUUGUGUUACGGACAAUGAUUUGAAAACAUCUCAUGUCCAUGUCAAUGAACAGUGUUGUCAUCCAAUUGAUCAGAUUGUCCAGACAACUGUUACAUGUGAGGACGAUGGAAGCAGCUUUAUCUCGGACACAACACUGGCUGAAGAUUUCCUGUUUUCAGAUACAUCGCUGAUUUUAAGCCUAUCUGAAAAUGAAGAUUUAAGAGACUUUGCUCCAGGUUACAGCUCUGAUAGUGAGAACCAUCAGCCCAGACAUAUGACGGAAGAUCAAGAAAUGAGGAGAAGAGAUGGUCGUAUUAACAAUAACUUUAAGAAAGCUAAAUUCAGAGAGGAUAUUUCAGUUCUAUUUCAAGAAGCAUUAGAUGCAAUCAGUAUUAAAGACAAAGACGUACUAAAGAACAUGUGCCAGGCUCAUUUUUUUCUUCUCAGUGCUACAGAUAAGGAAGGGAAAACACUGUUACAUCACGCAGCCACUCAUGGAAAUGCCAGUAUGUGCCAGGCUCUGCUAGACUCAAAUGUAGGAAUGAUAAACAUAGACAGACAGGAUUUUUUUGGAAGGACGGCUUUACACUAUGCUGUUCUAAACGGCAACAGUAAAAUCGUAAAACUACUGCUGAACAAUGGGGCUAAAUUUGAGAUCUCUGAUAAGAAUUCAGAAACCGUUCUUGAUCUUGCUUUAAGCCAUGUUGAGGAGAUGUAAUGGGCACCACUUCGAGUGAAUAGCUUGUUCCUGAAUACAAUUUCCCUGGUGUCCGAUGGAUCAAGAUUUGUCUGCUUCUCUACAUGAUGUUAAACCAUAAGGAGUAUCUAAGUGGAUGGAUAAUAUAGAGAAGAAAGUAUCUUGCCUUUGAAAUAAUUGUCACAAUUAUAUUUACAUUUUUAUAUUUAUAUAUCAGAGCUCAUCAUUUAUCAUUUAAUAGGUUGUCUGCUUGUGAACACCUUUAAACAGUGUCCAUAAAGGACUGUGCACUUCUGUGUGAUAUCAUUAUGUAUUGUAAAAUUAUAAACCAUCUACGUAGCUCAGAACAUACAUUUCCAUGCUGUUGUGUUAAAGUUCAAAUCUUACUUGCAUUAAACGUUAUGAAACACCCUGAUAUCCCUUUAUCAUAAAACAAUUGCUUGUAAAGGGCAUGACAUUUAUCUAGAUCAACACACUUCAGACACUUCUCAGCUCUCUCUCUACUGCAGCCAACGUGAGAGGCACUGAAACCUAAUACAGUGAGAAUGUCAGCAUGUACAAAUGCAAACAUUAUAAACCGUACCUAUAUAUAGAUUAUCCUGGCACUGCGACAUGUUUAGGGCACUAUUUUUAGAAUCAUUAUUCUAUAUCAUUAAAAGGGUAAUCCCUGGUACAACUCAGAUAUGUUAACCAUGCUGGAAGUUCAAAUGGCCGUAGUUUGUGGUUUCAAAUAAAUAGUAUGUAUUAAGUAUUCAGCCCAGGUUACGUUAUAACUAUUUUGUCUGCUAAGGUUAUAGUGAAAAAUUUGGUUAAAAAAAAUAAUAAGUAUUUUAAUAUAUAAACAUUACUUCAAAAUGUAUUGGGAAUACAUUUUAAUCAGUCUAAAGGGACAUGUUACUCAUAUACUUAUUGUUAUACAGCAUAUUUGUAGAACACUGACAAGAAAAUAUUACAUGAACAUCUCUAUGUAAAAAAGGAAGAUAUUUUACCUCAAAUUUUUUGAACUCACUAGACUUAAGUUUUCUGUGAGCAGUUAUGCGUCAGCUAUUCUUUUUACUGUCAUCUGCAUGGUGAAAAACAGGCAAUCCGCACCAUAAGUGCCAAAUUCACACAUUGCUUUAUAGUAAUCUCAUGGGAUUUCACCAUAAUCUCUAUUUAAUUGUAAACUUCCUUAAACUAAGGAGGGAAAUAAAGUAACUGUGCCCACACAGGACAAGCAUUCUGAUUGGAUGCUUACAAUAGGAUGUGUCUACUGAGGAAAUUUUGAGGUAAAAUAUCCUUAUUUACAUAGAGAUGUUUAGGUGAUAUUUUCUAGUCAUCUUUUUAUAUAUAUGCUGCAUCUCUUUCAUGUUAUUUAGCGUUUGAGUAACACGUCCCUUUAAUAGAAUUGUAGAUCAUGGGAAGUUUGCCUGAGAAACAACUAACCGGUAUUCAACAUUGCAAAUUUUACAAUAACGAUUAGGAUAAUGAUGCAUUUAAUGUUGCCAUCAAUUUCACUGUUACCUGUUUAUUUUUAAAGUCAGCUUUGAAGCUUUUAAAAAGGACUGUGCAUUGCAUGGAAUGGUGAUAAUGCAGAGCUAAGCUACAGAAUAAUUAAUCUACAAUAAAGAAUAAUUUAAAAACCUAA